Apiotrichum porosum is the source of this 2277-nucleotide messenger RNA. RefSeq lists its product as uncharacterized. Bases 1 to 2277 code for a protein of 758 amino acids. The transcript is spliced from 5 exons. The record is from RefSeq and is a predicted model, not a curated record. NCBI's taxonomy places the organism in Eukaryota, Fungi, Basidiomycota, Tremellomycetes, Trichosporonales, Trichosporonaceae.
AUGAAGUUUGGUAAAGAGUUUCAGCAUCUCCUCGAUGCGUCCGAUUUCCCAGACGACUGGAAAACCUCGGCAAUCGAGUACGGCAAGCUCAAAAAACUGAUCAAGAAUGUCGUCGCCGAGCUGGAGGGCAUGGGCCUCUCGCCCAACGUCUUGCAAAAACUGCUCGUCAUGGACCCCGCCACCGGCAGGCUCCACAGCGAGUCGCCCGCACCGGAUGCCUCUGCCGCGAGUUCCGACGCCGAGGAGGUGUUCGAGUUUGAAUUCGAGGUGGACGAGGACUCGCCCAGCGUCGCCCCGCAGACGCGCAAGAGCCCCAAAGAGGUCCUUGUCGAUCCCGUGCUGGAAGACGAGGACGACGCAAGUAUCGGCCACGGUGCCGUGCCCCACGGAGAGGCCAUGGCCAACCACCACCGGUUCCGACUGCGCAUGGUGGGCGCAGACGCCGGGUCGCGCAGGACAUCAUCCUCGCCACCGCCACCGCUGGCACGUACGAGCUCGCCACGACCCGUCAGUGUGGCCGACAUGAUCCGGUCGCACAGCCCCAGCCCCAGCCCGAGCUCUGUGGUGUCGCCGCGCGCUUCCAGUCCCGCACCGAGCUCCAUCGCUGGAGUCGGAGUUGGAGGCGAGCAUCGUGGGCGCGUCACGAAGCGUGCAGUCACAGAGCAUGGCGGCGUCACUGCAGAAUACGUUCUCACUGGUGACGAGGCCAACCCCGUGCCGCAGAUCCGACUGCACGUCUCCCACACCGAGCCCGUAGUAGAAACACCGCCCGUGGCGUCAACAAGUGCGCUAUUGGAGUUGGAGUUGGACAGUUUGGCCACGACCGAUACCGAUGACGACGACGACGACGACGACGAUACCGACGGCUACUAUGACCUCGGGCGUCCCGUCGACGACCACAAGACACCCGUCUUACCCCCGUCGCCAAGCCUGAUGCGGCUCCGAUCUGUCGCGUCCCCUAUCUGGGCCAUUGCCAGUGGCGCGCCGGCGGAUGGGAUGCGCGAGCUGAGUCUCGGCGAGGCGGCAGAGGACAUUAUCGACCUCACAACACCAAGGAUGGGGCCGUCGGCGCCGCUUCUGCCUGCCUCGGUCAUUGCGCUGGACGACUCGGGUGCCGAGGUGCCUGCGCAGCCCCUCACCAACGGUGCCGCUCACCACAGCGGCACUGCCAACGGAUAUGCCAACGGCACCGCUCAUGCCAAGCAGGCGCUCGCUAACGGCUUUCCGACAACUGAACGUGACCGCGAGUUUAUUAUCCCCCUGCAGUCCGACAUGGCGUUUUUCAACGUUCUCACGGCUGCGCUCAAGUCGCUCUCGGCCUUCCACCAGGAGCAACAGGAGCAUUUCCGGGGGGCCGUCGCGCAGCUGUGCCACAUGAUUUCCUCAUCCAUUGUGCCCAGCGACUCCCCCAUUGUGCUCCCGACCCCGCUCAACUCGGCGCCGUCAGACAACAACAACAGCAACCAAAUGGUGAAGUACGAGUACAAGUCGUCGACGCCGUCGCAGAAGGACCUGUACGCGUGGCGUGAGAUUUUCAGUCUGUGGGUCGAAUCGCAAAUCUUCGAGUCGAACGCCGAACGCGACCGUGGCGAGCGGACAGUGGACGAGGCGGAACGGCGCCUGAAAGUGUUUGCCAACGAGGUCGUCAAGCGCGGCCUGGGCGACCGUCGUAGCAUAAAGGGCAAGAAGACGCGUAAAGCGUGGGAAGAGUUUUUGCGCCUCAACGUGCUGCUUCUCGACCUGAAACGGUUCCAGAUGGCCAACAUUGACGCGGCGCGCAAGAUUCUGAAAAAGCACGACAAGCGGACGGCGCUCACGGCCUCGACGGGUCUCGCGGCGUUUGUGCGUGCCACGCUCACGGCGCAUGUGGAUGUCGACGGCAACAUGUCCACGUGGACGUUUUACAACACGUCUCUGCCGCACGUCUUGCUCGCGAGCUUGACCGACACCCUUCUCCCCAUCCUCCCGAGUCUGGACGACUAUGCCUGCCUGAUCUGCAUGUCCAUCGCGUUCAAGCCGAUCCGCCUGAGCUGCGGCCACCUCUUCUGCGUCCGCUGCCUGGUGAAGAUGCAGCAGCGGGCCAAGGAACAGUGUCCGCUGUGUCGCUCGCCCAGUGUGCUUCUAGCCAACAAGAGCUCGCUGGACACGACGCUCAUGAACUUUAUGAAGGACUGGUUCCCCAAGGAGGUCCGGGAGAAGCAAAGGGACAACGCGAACGAGAUUGCCAAGGAGCAGCUCGAAGAUGCGGGGCUGGAUGCGCGGUGUGUGGUGCAGUAG